Molecule: messenger RNA, 1182 nt
Organism: Chlorocebus sabaeus (green monkey)
Lineage: Eukaryota; Metazoa; Chordata; Mammalia; Primates; Cercopithecidae
Gene: TSLP
Product: thymic stromal lymphopoietin
Biological process (GO): positive regulation of tyrosine phosphorylation of STAT protein; positive regulation of interleukin-10 production; positive regulation of interleukin-5 production
Cellular component (GO): extracellular region
Molecular function (GO): interleukin-7 receptor binding; cytokine activity
Source: RefSeq, a predicted model, not a curated record
CCUGCUCCCCCACGGUUGGUUCUUCCUUGCUCUACUCAACCAUGACGACCUCUUCGCUCUUACUCUCGACUUGUGUACCCGCUCCUCCCCGACCUUCCUUCGCUCGCCUUUCAGUCAAUUCUCACCAACUCUCUCUCUCUCCUUUUUUUCUUUCUGGUGUUUUCUCCUUUUCUCGUAAACUUUGCCGCCUAUGAGCAGCCACACUGCCUUACUGAAAUCCAGAGCCUAACCUUCAAUCCCACCCCCCGCUGCGCGUCGCUCGCCAAAGAAAUGUUCGCCAGGAAAACUAAGGCUACCCUCGCUCUCUGGUGCCCAGGCUAUUCGGAAACUCAGAUAAAUGCUACUCAGGCAAUGAAGAAGAGGAGAAAAACGAAAGUCACAACCAAUAAAUGUCUGGAACAAGUGUCACAAUUACUAGGAUUGUGGCGUCGCUUCAUUCGAACUUUACUGAAAAAACAGUAAAUCAUCUUUAUUAUGGUCAUAUUUCACAGCACCAAAUAAAUCAUCUUUAUUAAAUAGAUGAAACAUUAACUCUAACUGUGGUGCAGAAGAUCACAAAUAGUUAUCUUUUAAUUACAGAAGAGUUUCUUAACUUAUUUUUCUAAGUUUUUAUUGUUUAAUAUAAAUUUAUAAUGCAGGGGAAGUACUACUCUUCAAAUGUUGAGGGAAGCUUCCGUAACAUUGAUGACUGGCUUAAUUGGCAGUAAUUCUCAGCCGUAAUUGCAUAAGCAUUACUCAAGAGGAAAAUCCAAAAGUGUAGCAGGAGAACUCUUUUCCUUGAAAAAGGAAAAAUAUUGAACUAAAUGAUAGCACCUAAACUUACGUUUAGAAGGCAGACAUUCCUUCUACAUGUAAUGAUACUUCUUGUGUUAAACUAAAAAUUUACAAGAGAAGAAAGUGAAAGCAAAUGGGGUUUCACAAAUAGCUGUAAAUAUAGUGAAGCAAUUUGAAAUAAUUUUCAAGCAAAAUAUUGUGAAAGUAUUCUACGCUAAGUUUUAAAUAUUACCUAACAGACAAGAGUGGUAUAUAAUAAGUAGAUCCUGAGAAGUACCUUUGUUAUAGCUACUAUAAAUAUAUAUAGAGAGAAUGUACUUUAAUUUAUUUUGUGAAUGCUUUUGAAAAUGUAUAUGUUCCUUUGUAAUUGACACUAUAUAUUUCUUAAUAAAAUAAUUCUCAAAUUUG